CUCCCUCUUUUCUCUCUGUUUCCCUCACAAAACAGUGACAACACAUUCACAUUUCUCUUCGUUCGUAUCGAAAAAAAAGCCCUAAAAAUCAUCAAAUUAGGGUUUCCUAAUUCAUUGUAAAUGUUAUUUUCAUUGAUUUCCUAUUAAUUUCGACAUUAAUGGCCGAUUUAUCGAAGAGAUUUACCGUUGGUUACGCAUUAGCACCGAAAAAACAAGCAAGUUUCAUACAAUUAUCGCUUGUUAAUCUCGCAAAAGAAAAAGGAAUCGAUUUUAUUCAAAUCGAUAUGAACAAGCCGUUGAUCGAACAAGGUCCACCGUUCGAUUGCGUGCUUCAUAAAAUGUACGGUGAAGAUUGGAAAGAUCAACUAAUACAAUACAGUGUUAAAUAUCCGAAUGUAUUGAUAAUCGAUUCGCCUGAAGCGAUCGAGCGGUUACAUAAUCGGAUUACAAUGCUACAGGUAGUGACGGAGCUGGAAAUUGAAGAUGAAACGGUAUCGUUUGGUAUACCGAAGCAAACAGUUGUUUACGAUGCGAAAAUUGUAUCGGAAAGUUAUUUGAAUAGUGAAGGAUUGAAGUUUCCGGUAAUAGCUAAGCCAUUGGUAGCUGAUGGAAGCGCGAAAUCGCAUAAAAUGGUGUUGGUAUUUAAUAAGGAUGGAUUGAGUAAGCUGAAACCGCCAUUAGUAUUGCAGGAAUUUGUGAAUCACGGUGCGGUUAUAUUUAAGGUUUAUGUAGUUGGUGAUUAUGUGAAAUGUGUGAAGAGGAAGUCGUUACCGGAUGUAAUGGAGGAGAAUUUAGGGAAAUUAGAGAGUUAUUUAUCGUUUUCGCAGGUAUCGAAUUUGAAUACUUGUGAGAAAAAUGAUAAGUAUUAUAAAUUGAUGAAUUUAGAUGAUGCUGAGUUACCUCCAUUGAGUUUUUUGACUGAAAUAGCUAGAGGGCUUAGACGAGCUACGAAAUUGUAUCUGUUUAAUUUCGAUUUGAUUAGGGAUAAUAGGGUUGGUAAUAGGUAUCUUGUUAUUGAUAUUAACUAUUUUCCUGGUUAUGCUAAGAUGCCGAAUUAUGAGCGUGUGAUGACGGACUUUUUCUGGGAUGUAUUGAGUAAGAACGAUGAGGGUAAGGGUGGUUUCGAGAGUUUACAGAAGGGUAGUUGUGAAAAGGAGGUUAGGAUGUUUGUUGGGGGUAAAGGGUAUGGUGAGGAUGAAGGGACGUUACCGGUUUCGCCUCUUAAGAGGGAAGAAAACGAGAACGCGAACACUAUUCAGGUCUAAGGGUGUGAAAUGCAUGAAUCUUGCAUGGUCUGCGGGUGGCCAAGGGUCAGUCACAAAUUGCUGUGUGGCCUGCGGGUGGCCAAGGGUCAGUCGGAAGAUUUGCUUCAAGAUAUGGACUGUUUUGCAGGUGUUACUGGUAAAGCUGCUGCAGGGAUUUCGUUUAGGUAGGGGAGUUAGUAUAGCAGUGAAUAAGUAGGUUCCUGAUAUGGCCUUCCGAAGGCACUAGAUCGUGGUGUUCUUUGCCGAAAAAUGUACAUUCUAUCUUUGCAGUUGAGAUAGGUACUUUGCAGAUACCCUUUUCUAGGAAAGUUUAGGUUUUCUUAAAGGCAAUUGUAUUUCAUUGGUGACAAUAUUCCAAUAUGUGCCUUUAACAACUUUGAUCAAUGAAUUUCGGUGUAUUCUCAA
Messenger RNA from Capsicum annuum, 1670 nucleotides. Its product is annotated as inositol-tetrakisphosphate 1-kinase 1. Bases 159 to 1265 code for a protein of 368 amino acids. Gene Ontology annotation, biological process: inositol trisphosphate metabolic process. Gene Ontology annotation, cellular component: cytoplasm. The record is from RefSeq and is a predicted model, not a curated record. The transcript has a single exon. Lineage: Eukaryota; Viridiplantae; Streptophyta; Magnoliopsida; Solanales; Solanaceae. Gene Ontology annotation, molecular function: magnesium ion binding; inositol-1,3,4-trisphosphate 6-kinase activity; ATP binding.